This is a messenger RNA of Acanthocheilonema viteae, 918 nucleotides long. The record is from the annotation of a GenBank genome assembly. Lineage: Eukaryota; Metazoa; Nematoda; Chromadorea; Rhabditida; Onchocercidae.
AUGCUGUUAGGAGCAUAUGGCGUCGUCUACAAAGCUUUUCACAAGCAAACUGAAAAGCCAGUCGCAAUAAAAAUGAUUCGUUUGGAUUGUCAGGAGGACGGUAUUCCGGCUACAACUGUACGUGAAUUAGCAUUACUCCGUGAAUUGCGUCAUCCGAACAUUGUUGUCCUCCAUGGAGUCGUAAUGGAGGAAUAUCGUGUUUACUUAGUUUUCGAAUUUCUUGAUAUGGAUUUGCGACGAUACAUUGAUUCAAUUCCUAAAGAUCAGCUAAUGAAUAAAAUUGAGCUCAAGACUCACUUAUACCAAAUAUUGCAAGGCAUUUGCUAUUGUCAUCAACGCCGUAUCAUGCAUCGCGAUUUGAAGCCACAUAAUUUAUUAAUUAAUGCCGAGGGCAUCAUAAAGCUCGCAGACUUCGGUCUCGCGAGAGAAAUUGGUAUUCCAAUUCGACCCUUUACUCACGAGGUGGUCACUUUAUGGUAUCGAGCACCAGAGAUACUGCUUGGUGCUAAACGUUAUUCGUAUGCAAUUGAUAUCUGGAGUAUUGGAUGCAUAUUUGCUGAGAUGGCUUCAAAAGAGGCACUUUUUGCGGGUGAAUCAGAAAUCGCUCAAUUGUAUUCUAUUUUCAGUAUAAUGUCAACUCCAACGGAAGAAAAUUGGCCUGGAGUAACGAAGUUACCUGAUUACCAGGAGUUAUUCCCUCAGUGGAAGAAUUGUAAUCUUGAAAAGUUCCUUGAUAAGUACAUGGACUCUGACGAUUUGGCGAUUUUGAAGGCAAUGAUUACGUACGAUCCCGCACAACGAGUCUCAGCGAAGCAACUUUUAAAGCAUCCUUAUUUCAACAAUAUCGACAAAACAAAAGUGGUAGUGUGCGAUUACGAUCGGGCUUUAAAACUCUAUUCUCUUUAUCGCCCUAUCUAA